Chara braunii is the source of this 2138-nucleotide messenger RNA. The record is from the annotation of a GenBank genome assembly. NCBI's taxonomy places the organism in Eukaryota, Viridiplantae, Streptophyta, Charophyceae, Charales, Characeae.
GUCUAGUCUUUUGGGCGAUCGAGGAUCGAAGGCGAGGGACAUCUUAGCGGGGAGUUGCGCGCAACAGAGACUGCGGAACGCGCGGCGCGGCCGGGGAGGUGCGCGUGGUGUCCGCUUCUUCAGCGGCGCGUGCUCGCCGGGUCGUACGUCGUCGUCGUUGACAUUCCAACAAACCGAUCGGUCAGUCGAUUUUUCUUCUCCGGAGUUUUAACACCGACGCUCUUGACACGGCCGAGGUUUCGGAUUGCUUGAAUUAGGUGAGGAGAGGAGGAAGGAGGAGGGAGAAGAAGUGUAAGAGCGAACGAAGGAGAGAGAGAGAAAGGUUGGGAGCGGUUGGGGGUAGUGCGACAGGUAAGGUAAGGGAGGAGAGCGAGCAUGAUGAUGCAAGAGGCUGGGCGGCACGUCGCCCGGGCCAUCCUCCAUGGCAGCGGAAGAACGGGGGCAAGAGUCGCACCAAGCUGGUCGGGACUCAUGAGUGGCAGUGCCAGAUGCAUAUCUGGGUCCUCAGUGUUGAGCACGUGGUGGGGACACGUCGGUCCCGCCCCUAAGGAUCCGAUUCUCGGCGUUACGGAGUCCUAUCUAGCAGACCCAUCGGACGGAAAAGUCAAUGUCGGAGUGGGUGCGUAUCGAGAUGACAAUGGCCAGCCUGUUGUGCUGGAGUGCGUUCGAAUGGCGGAGCAACGCAUUGCCGGAAUUGAGUACAUGGAGUAUCUCCCGAUGGCGGGGAUGAAGAGGUUCAAUGGUCUUGCCAUUAAGCUGGCAUAUGGCGACGAUUCCCCUGUCAUUAAGGAAAGAAGGGUGGCUGCUGUCCAGGCCCUCUCUGGAACUGGGGCUUGCAGGCUGAUGGCCGACCUUCAGCACCGCUUCCGACCAGAGUCCCAGGUGUUCUUUCCGGUCCCAACAUGGAGCAAUCACUUGAAUAUCUGGCGAGACGCAAACGUCAUGGUCAAGUCUUUUCGGUACUACAACCCGAAAACGAAGGGGCUCGAUUUUGAGGGAAUGAUGGAAGAUGUCAAGAAUGCACCCAAUGGCUCUUUCUUCGUUCUGCAUGCCUGUGCACAUAACCCAACGGGAGUUGAUCCGUCUACUGAGGAGUGGAAGGAGGUGUCCAGCCUCUUCAAGGAAAAGAACCAUUUUGUCGUAUUCGACAUGGCUUACCAAGGGUUUGCUUCAGGUGACACAUCAAAAGACCGACAGGCGAUCCGUAUCUUUUUGGAGGAUGGCCAUCAGGUUGCGUGUGCCCAGUCGUUCGCAAAGAACAUGGGCCUUUACGGGCAGCGUAUUGGCUGUCUCAGCAUUGUAUGUCACAGUGAAAUGGAGGCGGCCAAUGUUCAAAGCCAGGUGCAACAGAUUGCAAGGCCUAUGUACAGCAACCCUCCACUGCAUGGGGCGCAUUUGGUCGCAACAAUCCUUAGCGACCCAGGGCUGAAAGAGCUAUGGUUGAAGGAAGUCAAGAUGAUGGCCGAUCGGAUUAAGUUAAUGAGGUCGUUGCUGCGCGAGCAUCUGGAAGGAAUAGGAUCACAGAUAAAUUGGGAGCACAUCACAAAACAGAUCGGAAUGUUCUGCUUCAGUGGGCUUACCCCAGCGCAGGUGGAUGAACUUACCAAGAACUAUCACAUCUACAUGACAAGAAAUGGCCGCAUCAGUAUGGCGGGAGUAACGACCAAGAAUGUCGAGUACUUGGCACAUGCCAUUCAUACUGUAACCAAAGCGCAGAAAUAGGUGCAAAUGGGUGGGUGAACGAAAGGCCACGUUCGCACUGACAGACAGCUGUUGUGAGAGAGUGGGGUAUGUGACCGCACGGCACAACUCAAAACAUGCGAUGUUAACACGAAAUCAGGUAGGAGAAGGGAGUCAAGGGACUCGAAGAAAGCGAGAAGUCAAGGUUUAAAAUGAUAUCAUAUCAUGACGUGAAGAACUAAAUGGAGGGUGCACGGAAGGUCUGCAGCUAUGGGACUACAGCUAACUACCAGGUAGUGACCGCACGAAGAAACCACCUCCACAACUGGAACUUUCCCAACACGUGUUUAGACCGAUGCCAGACAGCCGCCAUCGUCGACGGAGAUGCAGAACAGGAUGAGACAGGUUCGCUAAAUGAUGAAGAGAUGAUGGCACAGCUGAGCAAGCCAGUUCUUGAG